AUGGAGACCCUUCAGCUGCGCCCCCGUGGCGUUGUGAAGAAGACUGCAUCGAGCACCAGCUUGGCCUCGAAAGAUGAGACUACUGACUCGGCUCGCUUUUCUAGGAAGUUCGGCAAGCAUAUCCAGAAGCGGCAGCUGGAGAUUCCGGAGUACGCUGCGAGUUUUGUCGACUACAAGGCUCUGAAGAAGCUCAUAAAGAAGCUCAGUAGCACGCCGGUGAUUCCUCCACUAGGCGAGAGCAGUUAUGGCCAUGAAACCCUAGAUCCGCAGACCUCUCUGCAGGCCAACAAGGCCACAUUUUUCUUUCGAGUGGAACGAGAACUGGAGAAGGUCAACAAAUUCUACCUCCAGAAGGAAGCAGAGCUUCGUCUGCGACUAGCCACGCUCCUGGACAAGAAGAGGGUCAUGCAGCAGCAUCCGCAGUCAGUGUCCAAGACGUCUUCACGGUACAUUGCGCUCGAAGAAGGUCUAAAGCAGUUUAGCACAGAUCUCAACAAGCUCGAGCAAUUUGUAGAAGUGAACGAGACUGCGUUCUCAAAGAUUCUGAAGAAGUGGGACAAAACAUCAAAGUCGCGGGAAAAGCAGCUCUACCUUUCAAGAGCAGUCGAAGUCCAGCCAUGCUUCAACCGCGAAGUCAUCAGCACUCUCUCUGACCAAGCGACACAAGCGCUUCUUGACUUCUCUGGAUGGGCAGAGGGUGAAGGAGUGCAAGCACCGCAACCGACCGCAGAGCCUAGGAUAUUCGAACCUCUGAUCGAAGCGAACCUCGAGCUCGAUAACCAGUUCAUUCAGGCAAUCAAUAUCUCGAACACCUCGAAAAUUCAAGAAUGUCUCACGCGGCUAUCAAAUCUUCCCGAUGCCAGAGAGCACAUCUCGCGCGCUUUUCUCAGCACGGUUGCAGAGGCGCCAGAAGAAGCCUUGAAGAUCGUGCUCGACUCGAAUCAAGUCAAUCUGGAGCAAGAGGAUGAAAUCAAUGAGCGCAACUGCCUACAUAAGGCUGCCAUCAGUGGACGACUGGAAAUCGUGCGGCUUGGACUUUCGAGUAACGUCUCACCACACGCAACAGAUGUGUACGGACGGAUACCGUUACACUACGCUUCGAUGCAUGGUUAUGUCGAGCUAGUCCAGGCCUUGAUCGACGCCGCACCAGACACAGUGAACUUUCGCGACCAGGACAGCUUCACACCCCUUAUUCACGCGAUCGUGCGCUCGCAACUACCGUGCGUGCAGAUACUCCUGGCGAGAGGCGCCGAUAUGAGCCGCAUCGGACCAGGCGAGCAUAUUCCGCUGAAUCUCUGCUGCCAGUACGCCUCGCUGGAGAUCAUGGAGCUCCUCCUCCAAAGGUCAGCGGAGAUGCUUCCAGACGCGGAAGGCUUGUACCCUCAGCAUCUGGUAGCUCGAUCCGGGAAAACACCACAGAUGCUGCUUCUGCUUCAGAAGUAUGGCGCUGACCUCGAUCAACCAGACAAACUCUACCAGUGGACCCCGCUGUUCCAUGCAGCAAGCGAAGGGCAUGUGGAGUGCCUGGAAACACUUCUUGAGUGUCGGGUUGAUGUCGAUGUUGUCGAUGAGAAGAGCCUGUCUGCCAUGUACUAUGCCACGUGGGAAGGACACCUCGAGUGCAUGAAAUUGCUUGCUCAGGUGGGCCGUGGAGUGGGCUUGAAGACACAAAACCAGGUGUCGCCGCGGAUAAACACGCUGCAGCCGAUGUCGAGCACGGCGCCAGGGCCGAUGGAAAUGGAUCUCGGCGAUCCAGAUGGUAUUCCCGAGUUCAUCCUUCCGCCGCCUAUAAUACCGUUCCGCAGGUAUGGUCACAACUUCCUCGAUACGAAAACGUUCGUGGUGAUCAGCUUCGAGAAGGUUGGGAAAGAUGCUAUUCGGUUCUACAACGAUCAGAAGUACCCAGCGGCAAGACUCACAAUAUCGUCCAAGAGCUCGGAUCUCAUACCUAGGAACAUACUGCUACCGGUCCAGGACGAGUUCAAGGUCAUCUCGUUCCAGAUUGAGAACCUGGAAGCUUUCUCUAUUGACUUCGACGUGUAUCCCACCAUCGGCUCGAAGGUCAUUGCCCGUAGUGUGGCAUCGCGCAAGGUCUUUACAGAACGGUCGAAGAGCGCAGGGAGAUGGCAUCUAGAGCUUUUCGACCCGCGGCUACGCGCCAUCGGCCAGAUCGCCUUUGACUUCCAGGUCGUCAAGCCCUUCCACGGCAUACCGCUCGAAAUCACACACUUCGCCACCUACUGGAAAGCUACAAGUCAAGACGAUAACCAGCCUCACACCCUAAUCACUGGCUCGAGCUUGUCCGGAGAGUACGUUCGUCUUUUUGUGCAACUUACUGCCGACGGCAUUCCGGUGCUGUACCCGAGAUGGAAGAUCAACCAUGCUGGUCUCGAGGUGCCAGUCAACAUCCUCACAUACGCACAACUCGCAGCCAUAGGCGCGCAGCAAAGCGCAACGACGGCAACGCAGCUCUCGAGCCUGAAGAACGCCACCUCGAACGACAUGUCGCAUAUCUACCAGGCGCUCGCAUCGUCCUUCAUCACACUGAACGAGGCACUGUCGUUGCUUCCAGCUCACAUCCACGUCGAAUUGCACGUGCUGUUCCCGUCAAGAGUGGACGAAGAGCGCCUCAGGCUAGGACCCACGCACGACAUGAACGAAUUCGCCGACAGGAUCCUCUCGGUCGUGUUCGGGCAUGCGCGCGCGCUUAGAGAGCAAGGCGCAGGCGAGAUUGAUGGCACACUGCGCAGCGUAGUGUUUACCUCGUUCAACCAGGACAUCUGCACCGUGAUCAACUGGAAGCAGCCAAACUACCCCGUCUUCCUCUGCAACGAGCUCGGCGCGGACGACUCGACGGCCUCGGCCGCCGCCGGCCGGCACGCCGUGCAGUCCUCAGGGCGGACCACCAUCUCGGUCAAAGAAGCGGUGCAGAUCGCACGGGACAAUAACUUCAUGGGCCUCAUCUGCAGCUCCCGGCUGCUCGACCUGGCGCCGGCGCUCAUCGAGAGCAUCAAGACUGCGGGGUUGGUGCUGGUCAGCGACAUCACAGACAGCGUGGCGGACAACGGGGUUGGGCUGCAGGUUGCGCAGCCCCGGAGGUAUCGCACGCCGGAUGGGGUGGAUGGGUUUCUGCGGGGCAAUGGCCGCACUGGCUUCGCUUCCACGGCGCGCCGACUCACCACCGGCACCGCUGCUCUCCCCGCGAGUCGAGCCCGCACGGGCAGAAUCACCGCGAGCACAACGGCCACGACGCCCCCACAGCCGCCGUCCAAGAAUUCCAGGAACGGGCGCAGGAGGCGCGGACUGCUUGUCGUCGGCGCGGGCAUCGGGCUCGCUGCACUGCUGGUCGCCGUCAACGAGGAUGCGAGGCAUGCGGCCGGGGCGGCGCAGAGGACGGGGCGGGUUGCGCGGACGCUGGCGUUGAAUAUCAUGGACUACCGCAGCACGCUCAAACGCUCGGCCGACGCCGACUACGACGAGCAGCUCAAAGCAUGCCAUCUGCGCUGCGCCAAACGCACGCUCGGCACGCUCGAGCGCAACGGCUCCAUCUUCAUCAAGCUGGGCCAGCACCUCAGCUCGAUGAACUACCUGCUGCCCAACGAGUGGUGCGACACGUUCAUCCCGCUGCAGGACCAAUGCCCCGUCUCGUCCUUUUCGUCAAUCGAGGACAUGGUGCUCAAAGACACGGGCCGCCCGCUCAGCGCCUACUUCUCGUCGUUUGACGAAACCCCCAUCGGCGCGGCGAGCCUGGCCCAAGUCCACCGCGCCGUCACGGUCGACGGCCAAAAGGUCGCGGUCAAGGUGCAGCACCCGGCGCUCGACGAGUGGGCCAAGCUCGACCUCGCCCUCACCAGCUUCACCUUCCGCACGCUCAAGCGCUGGUUCCCCGAGUACGACCUCACGUGGCUGAGCGAGGAGAUGCAGGCCAGUCUGCCGCAGGAGCUGGACUUUGCCCUCGAGGGCCGCAACGCGACGCGGGCGCGGGCGUACUUCUCGCACGUGCCCAGCAGCCCCGUCGUGAUCCCGCAGGUCAUGUGGGCGAAGCGCAGGAUCCUGGUCAUGGACUUCAUCUCGGGCGCGCGGCCAGACGACCUGCAGUACCUCGACUCGCACGGAAUCGACCGCGACGAGGUCAGCGCGGCGCUGGCGCGCAUCUUCAACGAGAUGAUCUUCGGCAAGGACGCGCCGCUGCACUGCGACCCGCACGGCGGCAACAUUGCGGUCCGGCACAACCCGCGCGCGUGGGGGCGCAACUUUGACGUGGUCCUGUACGACCACGGGCUGUACCGCGACAUCCCCAUGGCGCUGCGGCGCGGGUACGCGAAGCUGUGGCUCGCGGUGCUGGACGGCGACGAGGCGGGCAUGCGGCGGUACGCGUUCGAGACGGCGGGGAUCGGGGAGGAGCACUUCCCGCUGUUCGCGUCUGCCAUCACGGGGCGCGACUACACGGUGCUCACGCAGAAGCACGGCAGCGGCGGGGUGGCGAGCAGCAGGACCAGCGAGGAGAAGAAGGUCAUUGGCGACGCGCUCGGUGACGGGCUGCUGGAGAACCUGAUCCAGCUGCUCGGCCAGGUGCCGCGGGUCAUCCUGCUCAUCCUCAAGACGAACGAUCUGACGCGCAGCCUCGACGAAGGGCUGCACACCAAGCAGGGCCCGCUGCGCACCUUUCUCAUCCUCGCGCGCUACGCCAGCCGCACCGUGUACGAGGAGAGUGUGGAGAGCAUCAGUCGACGCGGCAGUCUUCUCUGGCCGGGCAACCUGCUCGCGUGGCUGUUUGCGUGGAGCCGGCAUUUCAGGGUCGAGGUCAAGCUCGGCGCUUACGAGUCGUGGCUGAGGGUCAGAGCUGGGCUGGGGAUGCGGAGCGUUGGUGUUGCAAACUCGUUCAGGGAGUAG
Messenger RNA from Didymella exigua CBS 183.55, 4893 nucleotides. RefSeq lists its product as uncharacterized. The transcript has 10 exons. Gene Ontology annotation, cellular component: mitochondrial inner membrane. The record is from RefSeq and is a predicted model, not a curated record. NCBI's taxonomy places the organism in Eukaryota, Fungi, Ascomycota, Dothideomycetes, Pleosporales, Didymellaceae. Gene Ontology annotation, biological process: lipid homeostasis; mitochondrion organization; lipid metabolic process. Gene Ontology annotation, molecular function: protein binding; phosphoric diester hydrolase activity. Bases 1 to 4893 code for a protein of 1630 amino acids.